This is a messenger RNA of Poecilia latipinna (sailfin molly), 4289 nucleotides long. RefSeq names its product oligodendrocyte-myelin glycoprotein-like. Lineage: Eukaryota; Metazoa; Chordata; Actinopteri; Cyprinodontiformes; Poeciliidae. Gene Ontology annotation, molecular function: protein binding. Gene Ontology annotation, biological process: neuron projection regeneration. The transcript has 2 exons. Bases 684 to 2282 code for a protein of 532 amino acids. The record is from RefSeq and is a predicted model, not a curated record.
UGAAAAAUGAGGAGAUGUAAAACAAAACAAAAAUACUAAUAAAAACAAACAAAAAAAGUUAAAAGGGUGUGAAAACUUUCGCGAGGCGUUGUAGCCGAGCCUGGGGUGACCGGGAGGCAGAAGUGCAGCAGUGCAGUGCAAGAUGGAGAGUUGGCUGUAUUGCUGAUGACAGGUGGGAUGCUGCAGAGGAGGAGAGUCCUCUGUAAUAAAUCUUGAGGCUUUUUGUGGCAGCCUCUACAUUUACAGCCAAUUACAGCACUUCAUCGACUUGUACAAGGAUGGGGGGGGGGUUGUUCUUUAGAGAGGGAUGAUUUAUAUUGAGCAGAUAACUGAUAACAGUCUUUAUUUUAAGUACAAACAGCCAGUUAAACCAAACUGAACAGCAGUUGUUCUUUGGAACACGGGAGUGGAUCUUUAAAGCCGAGAGAUUUAAAAGGGACUAAGGAGUUUCCCUAGUGGGGAUCCGUGUAUGCAGAGAGCCCCUCCAUUAUGCGCUCCAUUUCUCCUUCCCAAUACUUCUCCCUGCUAACACGCCACCCCUCCCCUCUCACUUCCACUGCACACAGUAAAUCCAGAGCCUGCAGUGCCUGAUCGAGCCAAACCCUUAAAGAUCCAUAAGAUGCAGUAGUAAACUCUCAGCUUGCACAGGGAGGAAGAAGAGGGACUGAACUGCAUGCGAGUUUAUGGCAGAACACCUGCACUGGACAAGUGAGCAGGGGUCAAAUGCUAAGAUAGACAUACAUAGGAGAGAGAAGGGAGGAGGUGGGGGGGGGGGGGGAGAAAAAAAAAUCACCUUCAGCAGAGCACCAGCUGGUCCCGAGCUUGAAAGCAGCAGAGAGGAGACAGAAGAGGUGCUGAGCGGCAAAAAGGAGCAGAGAAAAAGUGACUGGAAUGAUAAGAUGAGAAGCAGGCCCGUGAUGUUGAAGCCGUUUCUUAAUGAGGCCCUCCUGGAGCUGGUGCUCGUGCUGUGGCUCGGGCUCCGCGUCCUGGCCGUGUGCCCCUCCGUGUGCUCCUGCAGCCGCAGCCACAGAGAGGUGGACUGUUUCCGGAGGAGCCUGAGAGAGCUCCCCGACGGCUUGCAGCACAACAUCCUCUCCCUCAACCUGUCCCACAACCAGCUCCUCCAUCUGGACGACAGGCUCGCCUCGUACACCCACCUCCGCGUCCUGGAUUUGUCCCACAACAGGCUGAGCCGCCUUCCCAGAGGCCUGCCUCGCUCCCUCUGGGAGCUCCGCGCCUCGUCCAACCGCAUCCAGCUGCUGGACAAGAACGACACGGUCUACCACUGGAACCUGAAGACCCUCGACCUCUCAGGCAACAAGGUAGAGAGGGCCGUCUUCAUCAAUAACACAAUGCCUGAGCUGCGCAUGCUCAACCUCAGCAAGAAUCACUUCUACACUUUGCCCACCAACCUGCCUGUGCACCUGGAGACCGUCGAUCUGUCCCACAACAUGCUUCUGAAGGUGCUGCCGGGCUCUCUUGACCGACUCCCAAAGUUAACCCACUUCUACCUGCACUCUAACCGCUUCUCCUCACUGCCCUUUGGAGCUUUGGACAAGAUGGUCUCACUCAGAGUCGUCACUCUGGGCAGCAACCCUUGGGCUUGCCACCUUCACGAGGUCGACUACUUGCUGUCUUGGACUCAGAGCACCUCUGCGCUUGUCCUCGGCUGCCCCUGCUACACCCAGCCCGUGUGUGGAGCGACGCACUCCAGCAGGACCGGAGGUUUGCACUUUGGCUCCUUUGUUCUGCCUCCUCUGGCAGUCGGUGCCUCGGAUCUGACCUCGGCGUCGCCCGAAGAUGGCGUCACGCCGUGGUACUGGUCCGUCUCCGCUCAGCAAAGCACGCCCCAAACCCGCAGAGAGUCUCUAAACAUGGGGCACGAUGCCUUCACGGAAACAGCCAUCAGCAUUUCCACCGUAACGAUUAAUCACCUGGCUGGAACCGGCAGCCGAGAGGACAUAGAUCAUCUCAUCUCAGGCACAAAGGAAGCUUCAUCCUCGGCCCCGCUCCACACCGCGGACUUAUCCCAUUUCUCUGACAAAAGUCUCAUUACCGACACAUCUAAAGGAAACGGCGUGGAGCUGGCCACCGAUCGAUUCUUUAUAACCGAGGCCUCCUCCACCCAAACAAAGAGGACAGCCACUCUCCGCACCAGAAGCGUCAGGAGACAGAAUCAGUCGCCUUCCGGAGGCAUCAGAAACAGCAGCCCAACCUUCUCCUGGUUUGGUUUCCUUCACAACUUGUGGCUUUUCCCUCUCGUUUUGCCUCAAGUCGUCUGACGGAUGGUGUGAAGAGUUUGAGGCAAAAUGUGAAUUUAAAGCAAAAAAUAAAUAAAUAAAUACUAAAGCACAAGAGAGAUGAUACUGGAACAGUUGUUGCACCCACAGAAGCCAUGUCUUCAGAGGAAGUUUAGAUGAUAAAAAUAAAUAAAUAAAAGAAAAUAGAAAAUAUGUCUUUAACCACUUUUUUUGGAUUACAUAAGGUUCACACUAAUGCCAGCAAAAUGGAUUUUUUAAAAAUGUGAAAAUGAGGUGUUUAUCUCUUUAUGUCAUUGCCUCAACAUUUGACACCAUCCUUCAUGAAACCACAACGUGUGUGCGUGUGUGUGUGUGGUAUUAUUUUGGAAACUGGCACACAAUGAUUCAAACAAACACCAAGGUGCAGCGGCUUAUAAAACUCUUCUCUGCUAUGUUACAACUGCAAAACUUCGGUGCAUUUCAUUAGGAUUUUAUAUGGUUGAAAGGUAGAGAGAAAGAAGGAUGCAUGGUCUCUAGACGUUUUCACAAGCAAAAACCUGAUUAGAUUUGCAUGUGUUCACUGUUAAAAUCUGGUAUUUUUUCCUUCCUCUUCACAAAAACGAAGAGCUUCCAUCUUGAAAGCCGCACCAACGUUAGAACGUGAGAAAAUGUGAACCGUUUAAAGACGUGUGAAUAAUUAUACAGGACGCUGCAUGCGGUCACAUUUGCUCAUCCAAAGCAUGUCUUGUCAACAGGGAACUGUGCCUUUACAGCAACGGACCAUCCUUACGACGCCACCGACACGUUUGAAAUGGUUCGCUCACGAGAGGCCGACAGUCGCAUCCCAUCGUUCGCCCUCAGAUUCUCGUUUAAGGAACUAUCUUAAAAAUUGUUGAAAUUCUUCCAACAAGCAAUUUACAGUUUAGAUUAAUCGUCCACAAAUCUCUGAAAGUCAAUGUGGGGUCUGUGAAACUUGUAAUAGUUUGGAGGUGGUUUUUUUUUUUUUUUACUUUUUUGUCUUUCUUUGUUUGUGUCUGGAGUAACUGUAUUGAUGGGAGUGUUUUUAAACCCAAGCGGAGGAUCACCAGAAAAUUAAUGUGAGAGGGCCGAGAGUUCGCGGCCAAUCUGCAUCGGCUUUUCAGCCUCAUUAGCUCCGUCUGUAAUGAAUGCUUCUCGGCCUUUGCAAUUUUACACAGAAGAAGCCCUGAUCUCCUCUGAUGAUCCCUCCCCGUUCUUUGUUUUUCCUUCCCUCUCUCGAACGCUCUUUUCUUGACACUCUUCAGCUUUUACAUCAACAAAAAAGCUUUUUUUUUUAAUAAAAAAAAAAUGGCGCAACAUUUGUAAUGCUGCUUCUUUUAAAAGACUCUUCUUGAACAUUUGCGAGGAAAAACAGAACAAUGAAUGUAAUGAAUGAAGCUGAGCACAUGAUGGCACUAUACAUUCAGCAAACAGCUUGUUGUGGAGCUGAAAAGCCUUCUUUGACUUUCUGCCAACGCUGCCUGAUGUCCUCAAUAGAUGUUCAGUGUCAUUUUUAUUUUCUCACUCUUCUUUUUUUUUGAAUUGCAAGUUUUAUUUUGCUUUCUGAAACCCACUUUUUUUUUCUUAGCUUUUGAACAAAUGCAGUGAUUGUGUGGACGUCCCCAAUCCCUGUUUCCUGUGAUUCUGCUAACUCAUUUUGAGCAUUCUGUGUAGGAGCCAAAAUCUCCCUGGACAGGAUGUAUACAUUUAUAAUGACACGAGCUCAACAGGAAGCAACAGAGACUCUGUCGAACGGAGGGUAAACAAAUGGACAAUAUAUCUAAUGAACAGGGAGUGCAGAGCGCCUCUUGCGUAUUUUGAUCACAUCUUAGACUUAAGUGUCCUUCAUGAUUCACUGACGCUGGUGAAAAUCAUCUGCAUGGCGACCGAACGUUUGGGGAAUGCAAACUUCCUGGUGCUUCACUGCAGAGCGAUAAAGCGUAGAGUUUGUCAGCUUCUUUUUUUUCUUUAACUGUAGAAUGCUAAGAUAUUCAAAUCCUCCUGAUUGCAUUAAACAGCUGUGAUGCACCA